Messenger RNA from Dreissena polymorpha, 939 nucleotides. RefSeq names its product E3 ubiquitin-protein ligase parkin-like. NCBI's taxonomy places the organism in Eukaryota, Metazoa, Mollusca, Bivalvia, Myida, Dreissenidae. Gene Ontology annotation, molecular function: ubiquitin-protein transferase activity; protein binding. The record is from RefSeq and is a predicted model, not a curated record. The transcript has 7 exons. Gene Ontology annotation, cellular component: mitochondrion; cytosol. The coding region runs from base 103 to 699 and encodes 198 amino acids.
ACAGUAGGGCUCCACAGAAGUCGUUUCUGAAAUAGCCUCUCAUUUAAAAUACAAAAUAUUUCCAAGUCCAACAUAUUUCAUUAAGAUGCAAUACACGCAAUAAUGACAGUGAAUGUAAGAUUUCCCAAGAACAUUCAGAGAGUGAUUGACAUCGGCGAUGCUGCCUCAGUCGAGGAUGUCAAGGAAGCUAUUUCUAAGAACUCAAAACUUGAUCCUUGGCUGUUUGAUUUGCUCUUCUGUGGAAAGGUGCUGAAUUCAGACCAGCAGAUCAAGAGCCUGAAUUUAGGUGCAGGAAGUGUGUUGCAUGUAAUUGAGAUAAAACACAAAACAGUUCAGCCAGAUUUGUCCUUGGAAACAAAGUCAGAAACAAGUGAUUCAAAGAGGUACAACUAUUAUGUGUACUGUAAACAGUGCAAGGACCUCCAGGCUGGAAAGUUACGAGUCCGUUGCCAUACCUGUCGGCAAGGUGCCAUCAUCCUGUCAAAGGAGCCAGGUGGUUGGUCAGACGUGCUGAGACCCAGACAGUUGGAGGGCUUCUGCAAGGAUUGUGAUGGGAAUCAGCCAGCGCAAUUCUAUUUCAAAUGUUGCAACCACGACGGCAAAGAAGAUUGCCUCCCAUUGCGACAUGUGAGACCAAACACACAGGGCGUGAAGUGUGUGAUCUGUACUGAAAUAAGCGGCCAUUGUUGCUUGCUAUGAAACGUCGCCCGAAUGGUUUCAAUGUACUGCAAUUAGCCAGUAGGCUGGUGUUAAAGAUCAAGUGAAAAAAGCAGCACACACAAGCGACACAUUCAAAAUAUUAUCAGUAAAAACGCUUGUAAUUGUACUUAAGUGACUGUAGAUAAUGGCUUUCGUCGGUCAGCUAAGAUUGGUGCCUUAUAUUGUUGAUUAUAUGCCCCCAGUUAUUAUAGCUUACAGUAAUAAAAUAUUCAAAUACUA